Messenger RNA from Dermatophagoides pteronyssinus (European house dust mite), 2005 nucleotides. RefSeq lists its product as uncharacterized. NCBI's taxonomy places the organism in Eukaryota, Metazoa, Arthropoda, Arachnida, Sarcoptiformes, Pyroglyphidae. The record is from RefSeq and is a predicted model, not a curated record.
ACCCUUAUGACCUCAAUGGCUUUCCAAUCAAACAAUCCAUUCAAUGAUCUACCAUUUCAUACAACUACUUUGAUUGAUGAUGGAUCUUCCAAUGAUUUGUUCGAAUUAGAACAUUCAUUAUCAAUGAUGAAUCAUUCAAAUUGCCAGGAAAUUUGGUGUGAAUCACAGCUAAAUCCAUAUAAUAAUUAUUAUGGUGAUAUGGUUGGCUUUGGUGAUGAGAAACGCGAUACAGGAUUUUGGUUAGAACCACCACCCGAUGAUAUCCUAUUCAUACCACCGCCACCAAUGCCUGCAGCAUUGCAAGCAUUUUUUAGCUCAAUGGAAAAUGAAACAAUGCGUGAAUUUAUCAUUGGCGAAGAUCCGAUUGAAGGUGUACGAUGUAAUUUUUGUAAAUUAUUUUCCGAUUCCAAAGUAUAUCAAGAUGAUGAUGGCAUUAGUUCGAUGUAUCCUUCAUCAUCAUCAUCAUCGAAAAGCAAUGAAACAUUCAUCUCUUUAUUCUAUGCUCUUAUAUUUUCAUUAAUAUUUGUUAUCCUUUGCAUAAUUUGCUUAUUGAUUAGAUAUAAAAAAUUUAGAAUUUUUUCUAAUCAUGCUUGCCCGGUAUGGUCUUCAUCAAAUGGAGUGAUUGGACAUCAUAAAUCAUCAUCAUCAUCAUCAUCUACUUCACCAUCGGACACUUGUCUAUCACCGGUUGUCAAUGAAAAAUCACCUCAAUCAAUUAUAAUGGAUGCUUCAUUAGCUUCUUUAGGCAAAAAAUCCACAAUAUCUACUACUGGAAAAUACUGGAAACGUGUUCCAAAUAAUGUUUCUGGUAAUAUAUUGUUCAUGGAAGAUCGUCGAGGAUUGCGUUCUUUGGGUGGCUCUUCCACUGGAAUAUCUGACCAUCCUUAUAGUGAUGCAGCAAGUUGUACUUCAAGUCCGGUUUACGCUGAAUUAGAUCCGGCUGUUGCUGGUUGUGCAGCCAAUCAACCUAUGAUUAGUCCUCUGAUACGUUCAUCAUUUGGAACCCCUACUUAUGGAGUUGGAGGCUAUUCAUCAUCAAAUACCUACACUGAAGUACCAGAAGGAAUCGGUCAACGCCAUCGACAUCAUUUAGAUCAUGGACAUUAUGCAUUGUCAUCAAAUUUACUUUCCGAUUCUUCCACGUAUGAUAAUGCAGCCUACUUAUCAGCAUCAUCUCAACAAUUCAAUCAAUCUGGUGGAUAUAACUCUCGAUCAUUACGACGUUUAGCAGCUCAACGUUCAGCGGCCAUAAAUGCUGCGGCAGCUUCCAAUCAAAUUUCAACACCAUUAUUAUCCAAUCAACAAUAUCCUCCAUAUCAUCCUUCUGGCAUUCACCAUCGUCAAGGAUUUUUUCCUACUGGUGGAAGACCAAUGAAAAAAAUACGAACCAAUGGAGGGCAAUCAUCUGUCAACUAUUAUAAAUAUGGAAAUACUGUUUCAUCAAGACCCUCCAUGAUGAAUCAUUAUGUUAGUAACAAUCAUGAGACAUCAAUGCUGACCAAUGAAACUGAUCUUAGUAGCAUCAUUGGUCAUAAUGAAAACGAUGUCAAUUUAUUCACUUCAUUCAUACAUAAUUCAAUUCCAAAUUCAAAUGGUCUAGAAAUCAUUGGACAACGAAAAUCAUCUGAAUUGUCAUCACAAUAUAACGAAAUGCCAUUGAUACCAACUUCAACGACAUUUGGUAGCCAAAUGAAUGCUUAUCGCGGAACAAUGUCUGAGACACAUUCGAACAAUGAUCUCAAUUCGGCUGCUUCAUCGUCAACCACAUCUGGAGGAGGUGAACAGCGUAAUACUGGCGGUGGUACAUCGACAAAUUCAACAGGAUCAUCCGUAACCGGUUCAUCAUCGACAUCGAUAAAACGACCAUUACCACCAGUACCAGGAUCUGGUAACGGUAUUCAGCUUUAAUUUUUUUUUUAAUUUUAUACUAAAUUGAAAUACUCAUCAUAAUUUUGAAAUGAAUUGAAAAACUUUUGAGUUGGAUAUAUAUCAUAUAAUCAUAUAA